ACCAAUUCAUUCAGCAACAUUAUGCAAUGCCGAUGGCUGCGGGUCCCUCGACAUCCGUUCUGACGGCAAAUGCGGCAGAAUUUGUGCCAAAUAAUCGACGCGAACAACAAUAUUUGCCUGCAACGAGCACGAAUGCGACAACAAAUGGUCAAAAUUAUCAAUUUCAACAAAAUUAUCCGCAAACAACGAUGACAGAGGAAAAAUAUAAAGGGGCGAUACGUAAGCAGUACAACAAUCAAGGCGGCAGAAAUUACUAUCAGAACAAUUCGCGGCACGGAAAUCGACGUUUUUACAAUAAUAAUGGAACGGAUCACGGCACAAACGGGUAUAAUGGAAGAGAAAAUCAUAAUUGGAAGCGGAGAGAUGAUUUUAGGAGGCAAGGAGAAGAAAAUCGAAGAAAUGGGGAAGAGAAUCGAAGACAAGGAGACGACUAUCGAAGACAAAAGGAUGAUUUUAGGAGACAAGAAAAUGAUUUUAAAAGACAAGAAGAUGAAAAUCAACGACAAAGGGAAGACAAUCGAAGACAAGGAGACGAAAAUCGUAGAAAUUUCGAUGAAAAUCGAAGAAAUGGUUCACAACAAGACCUUUCACACAAAGAAAAAAGUCGUCAAAAUACCAGAGAAGACCAUCACCGCGUGAAAAAUGAUGAGUCACGAAGACCGAGGAAUCAUGACAAUAACGGGCGAUACAAUAAACAUUACUCCAAAGGAGCUUCUCAGAAAAAAUCUCCGCCAAAGAUAACAUUUGACGCUUCGAAUUGCUCCCAACGCGAAAAAUUAACAAAAGAAAUGGAAAAUUCCGUUCUCGAGUGCAUGAUUUGUUGCGAGAACAUCAAAUCCACACAAUCGGUCUUCUCCUGCAACGCCUGUUUCCACAUUUUUCAUCUUAAUUGCGUCAAAAAAUGGGCAAAUAGCAGUUUUGCCGAAGGUUGGCGAUGUCCCGCCUGCAAUUCCUUCAAAGAAACCCUUCCAAAGGACUACUACUGCUUCUGUGGCAAACUCAAGGAUCCUCAGUACAAUCGAAACGACACGCCACACAGUUGCGGCGAAAUGUGCGGACGUAGUUGCGAGCAAGGCGACCACAAAUGCACUUUAUUGUGCCAUCCAGGCCCGUGCGAGCAAUGCCAAGCGACAAUCACGCGUUACUGUCACUGCCAAAAGUCCUCCAAGAUGAUGCAAUGUUACCAAAAGGAAGAAAUUGUGUGCGACGAAACGUGCAAUCAGCUCCUUAACUGCCUGACGCACACUUGCACGCGAAAGUGUCACAGUGAUCCGUGCGGCGAAUGCACCGCCGUCAUCGAACACAUUUGUUAUUGCGAAAAAUCACACAAAACCGUCCCCUGUACGCCCGCCAAUAACGAGACGAAGACUUUUCAAUGCCAAAAUAUCUGUGAUCGGAUGCUUGGUUGUGGCAAUCACACGUGCAAGGAGCUUUGUCAUGUCGGCCCGUGCGGCGAAUGUCAAUUAUUGCCGAAAUUUAUCAAAACUUGUAACUGUGGAAAGGAAGAAUUGCCCGCAGAUUUGAGGAAAUCCUGCUUGGAUGAGGUUCCGGUGUGCAAAAAUGUGUGUAAAAAGGUGCUAAAGUGCGGGACACAGGCGAAUCCACAUUUCUGUACGAGCAAGUGUCAUGUUGGGGAAUGCCCGCCAUGCAAAAAAAGCACGAAGGUGAGAUGUCGUUGUGGGCACAUGGAUCAGGAAGUGAAAUGUAAGACGUUAGUUAAUGGCACAGAUGACGUCACAUGCAGCAAAAGAUGUACAAAACUGAAGAGUUGUGGUAGGCAUAAGUGUAAUACGGAUUGUUGCAUCGAUUUUGAUCACCAAUGUUUGCUAGUUUGUAAUAAAAAGUUGACUUGCGGGAAGCAUCGUUGCGAAGAAAUGUGUCACAAAGGUCCAUGUCGCCCAUGCCUAAUAUCCUCUUUCGAUGAGUUAUUCUGCGAAUGUGGAGCUAAUGUCAUCUACCCGCCCGUGCCGUGUGGCACAAAGAAGCCCGCUUGUGAGAAACCAUGUCCCCGAAGUCAUCCUUGCGAACAUCCCGUCUUGCAUAAUUGUCAUACGGCAGCGAAAUGUCCUCCGUGUGUCAUUCAAACCACGAAAUAUUGUUACGGAAAGCAUGAACAACGCAAAACCAUCCCAUGCCACGAAGAAUCCUUUUCAUGCGGCAUGCCAUGCGGAAAAAGUCUCAGCUGCGGUCGUCACAAGUGCCUUAAGGUCUGUCACAAAGAAGAAAUGUGUCUGAAGGAGGGCGACAUUUGCAAGCAACGCUGUAAUCGCGCACGUCUCGAUUGCGGGCAUCAAUGCGGCGCUGCCUGUCACGACGGCGAAUGUCCCGACAUCAUUUGCAAGGAAAACGUCGAAAUCACCUGCGAAUGCGGCAAUCGCAAACAAAUGCGCAUUUGUCACGAUUUGUCGCGCGAAUAUCGUCGCAUCGCAAAUGCGCAACUCGCUACCUCAAUGAUGGACAUCCAGAACGGAGGCGCCGUCAAAUUGAGUGAGAUUUUAGGUCCCAUCAAAAAGGGCAGCAACAAGACACUCGAAUGCAAUGACGAGUGCAAACUCCUCGAACGCAACAAACGACUGGAAAUGGCUUUUGGUCCGUCGACGGAAAACACGAAACUCGCUCCAGCUUAUACGGAAUUCCUCAAAACUUAUGCGAAAAAGGACAUGGCUUUGGUGAAGGAUAUUCACAUGAAACUAACAAAUUUGGUAAAAUUAGCGAAAGACAGCAAGCAAAAGUCGCGAAGUCACUCGUUUCCGGUCAUGAAUCGCGAAAAAAGACAAGUUGUGCAUGAGAUGUGCGAAGCUUUCGGGAUUCAAAGUCAAGCUUUUGACGCUGAUCCAAAUCGAAAUGUUGUUGCAACGGCAAAUAAGGACAUGUGUUUUUGUCCAACGAUGAGCGUAAUGGAGGUGUUACAACGUGAAUCGGGCCAACGAGUACGAAUUCCAGUCUCGCAAAGUGCCUGGAGAUUACCUUCGGCUAAAUAAUUGCGUUCGAGUUGCUGUUUUUUUGAACUGUUUUAUUUUAUUCAAAUUUAUCGGUUGUUGAUCAUUAAUUUGCUAAUAAUAAAUUGUUCAGAAAAAACCACGAGCGAGCCCAAUAAAAUAACGUAGGAUACCUUGU
Molecule: messenger RNA, 3117 nt
Organism: Culicoides brevitarsis
Lineage: Eukaryota; Metazoa; Arthropoda; Insecta; Diptera; Ceratopogonidae
Gene: stc
Product: protein shuttle craft
Exons: 4
Coding region: 27-2981 (984 amino acids)
Biological process (GO): negative regulation of transcription by RNA polymerase II
Cellular component (GO): nucleus
Molecular function (GO): RNA polymerase II transcription regulatory region sequence-specific DNA binding; zinc ion binding; DNA-binding transcription factor activity, RNA polymerase II-specific
Source: RefSeq, a predicted model, not a curated record